Molecule: messenger RNA, 2439 nt
Organism: Acanthosepion pharaonis
Lineage: Eukaryota; Metazoa; Mollusca; Cephalopoda; Sepiida; Sepiidae
Source: the annotation of a GenBank genome assembly
AUGCCGAAAGCCAAGAAAGGAAAGAAGAAAGAUGAUGAUGAGUGGUUCGAUAGUGCUGCCGAAAAGAAAAUCGAAGAACAGUUAAAGGCUCUUGGACUCGAUGCUAAAGAUGAUGACAACGACCCUGGCGUGAAAAAGAAUAAAGCCAAAUCUGGCAAAAAUAACAAAAAGAAGAAAGCUGAUUUGUUGGCCGAGCUGAUUGCUGAACAAGAUGAUCAUGAUGACAAUGUAGUGGAGAAUGCAGCUCCUGAAAAAACGAAAGGAAAGAAAGGGAAAGAAGGUGAUGUUGAGAAGGAGAGUGGGCCAAAACAGAAAAAGGGCAAGAAGAAAAAUCGUAGGGCAUUUGAUUCAGAUGAAGAGGAAGAAGUGAUUCCACAGCCUGAGGAGGUAAAACCAGCAUCAGACUCUGAAGAGGAUUUGCCAAAAAGUAAGAAAAAGCAGAAAAAAAAAGCCAAAAAGAAAUUCUUCAGUGAUGAUGAAGAAGAGGAGGAGGUGGAAAAAGUAGAAGAAAAUGUUCAAGAGAAAAAACAGGAAGAGGAUAUUCUUGAGAAUGGAGUUGAGAAUAAUGAGAGUGAUGCCAAAGAAAUUAAAGACGAAGAGGAACAAAUAGAAAAUAAUGAAGAAAAAGAAGAAUUAGAAAACACAGAAACAAAAGAGAAAGUUGAAGAAGUAAUGCCAAAGCUGAGCAAGAAAGAACUGAAGAAAAUGAAAAAGCAUCUGGAAUUUCAGAAACAGCUUGCUGAAGAAGGUGACAUUCGCCAGUUUACAGUGUCACAAGCUGAAAAAUCUGCUAAAGCUGGUGCCCAGCUUGACAACCAACAAGACAUCAAGGUUGAAAAUUUUUCCAUCUCUGCCCGAGGCAAAGAUCUUUUUGUCAAUGCAACUCUGCAUAUAACAAAUAGCCGGCGUUACGGAUUGGUUGGGCCAAAUGGGCAUGGAAAGACUACCCUUCUGAAACACAUUUCAGAACGUGCAUUGAAUAUUCCUUCCAAUAUUGAUAUUUUAUAUUGUGAACAAGAGGUGGUAGCCGAUCAAACAAAGUCAAUUGAUGCAGUUGUCAGCUCUGACAAGAGAAGGGCUGCUCUUUUGGAAGAGGAAAAGAAACUGUUAACUGCAAGUCAGAAAGGAAAUGUUGAGAACUUGGAUAGAUUGAAUGCUAUAUAUGAGGAAUUGAGGGCUAUUGGUGCUGAUGCUGCAGAAUCUAAAGCUCGCAGAAUUUUGGCAGGUCUUGGGUUCACGAAAACAAUGAUGGAGAAACAGACAAAAGACUUGUCAGGUGGCUGGAGAAUGAGAGUUUCACUUGCACGAGCCUUGUUUUUAGAACCAACUCUCUUGCUAUUGGAUGAACCUACAAACCAUCUUGACUUGAAUGCAGUUAUUUGGUUGGAUAAUUACCUGCAAGGGUGGAAAAAGACUCUUCUUGUUGUUUCUCACGACCAGAGCUUUUUGGACAAUGUCUGCACUGAUAUUAUACAUCUGGACCAACAGAAACUCUUCUAUUACAGGGGAAAUUAUGGUGCCUUCAAAAAAAUGUUGGUCCAGAAAAGGAAGGAACAGUUAAAAGAAUAUGAGAAACAAGAAAAACGGAUCAAAGAGAUGAAAGCUUCAGGGAAAUCUUCUAAACAAGCGGAAAGUAAGCAAAAAGAAGCAUUGACUCGUAAACAGCAGAAGAACAAAGCCAAACAAAAUAUCUUUGCUGAAGAUGACAAACCAACAGAACUUUUACAAAAGCCAAAGGAUUAUAUUGUAAAGUUUUCAUUCCCAAAUCCUGCUCCACUGAAUCCACCCAUUUUAGGAGCUCAUGGUGUGUCCUUUAAGUAUGAACAUAGUGAAUGGAUUUUCAAAGAUCUGGAUUUUGGUAUCGACAUGACAUCUCGAGUUGCUAUUGUUGGGCCAAAUGGUGUUGGGAAAAGUACAUUUUUAAAGUUGUUAAAAGAAGAAUUGGAACCAAUUAAAGGAGAAGUUAGGAAGAACCACAGACUUCUGAACCUUGAUGAAACUCCAGCUGAAUAUUUACAGCGACUGUUCAAUUUGGGAUACCAAGAUGCCAGAAAGAUGUUAGGACGUUUUGGCCUAUCUAGCCAUGCUCAUACCAUUCCUAACAGAGAUUUAUCUGGUGGACAGAAAGCUCGCGUGGCUUUGGCUGAACUUACCUGCAGAGCACCAGAUGUUGUCAUUUUGGAUGAACCUACAAACAACUUGGAUAUUGAAUCAAUUGAUGCUCUUGGAGAUGCCAUCAAUGAAUAUGAAGGAGGUGUCAUUAUUGUCAGCCAUGAUGAGCGCUUGAUCCGAGAAACUGACUGCCAGUUGUGGGUAAUUGAAGACAAUACAAUAAACGAGAUUGAAGGAGACUUUGACGAUUACCGACGCGAGUUGCUCACUUCUUUGGGUGAGGAAUUGGCCAAUGCCGCAGCUGCCUCUUCCUCUUCAGUGAAAUGA